AUGGUAAAAACUCCCAAACCACCAAAUGUAGCCGCACCAAUUAAACGACAAGAUAAACAAUCUUUAUAUUCGUUUGGAGGUUUAGAUGAUAAUUGUGUAGCGUCACCUUUAGUUCUGUUGGGAGAAAUCUUUUUUAGAAAACUUGUCCAAUUUCGGAAAUCAUUUGAUAUUUCAAUGGGAUGA
Molecule: messenger RNA, 183 nt
Organism: Funneliformis mosseae
Lineage: Eukaryota; Fungi; Glomeromycota; Glomeromycetes; Glomerales; Glomeraceae
Source: the annotation of a GenBank genome assembly